GGAGUGUGUUUUUGCAGAGGGGACAGCUUCACAACCGGCAGGCGCAUCAGCAGACCAGCAGCAGCAUCGUCAAUCGAUAGGUGGAAAUGUUCGCGGAGGGAACGGUGGAGAUGGUGGAGCGGAAGGAGGCGAAGGAGGAGGUGGAUUUGCCAUCAAUAGUUCUGAAGGAGAGUCGCUGGUUGGAUUUGGAUCUUCCAUCAGCCGUCCUCGAACCAGUACAUGUGUUGCUCAGGCUACAGGAGGAGAGACUGCCAGUUGGUGAGAAGGAGCAUGACACUUACAUUGGGAAAGGGACUGUCGUGGAUGGGCAUCUCAAAAGCUGGAAAUCAACAAUUCAUUUGGACAGGAUGCUGUUCCAUUUAGAUGGGCGACAAUGCAAUGCACUUCUGGGAAUUGUCAAUGCAGUGAUGAUAGACGUGACAGGUUGCGACCUGGCAUUCCAGCUGGGACCGCCAUCUGCACUGCAAGGGGACUCUGAGACAGGGCAAGGUUGGGCAAGUCUGGGGAAUAGUGGAUGGGUAAAGUCAGUGCUGUGGCGUGCAUUGGCCAAUGUUAGGGUGAGAGUCAACAACCUUGUGUGCAAGUAUAGGAUGGAGGGAGCUGUUGCAAGUCUGUCAUGCGAGUCGCUCACUGUGGAAUCAGCAGGGGAGGACUGGCAAAAGGGUUUUGUGUCACCGGAGAAGGGUCUGCGCAAAGUCUUCUCCGUUAGGAACCUAACCCUCUGCCUUGACAAGGUGGACAGAAGCGCCUUCAAUGGUGUGGCAGCAUAUCAAGGGGACUGGCUUGCCUUGACUGCUUAUCACGUGAACCUGGAACUGCCACUGUCGUCGGUAGCUGUCGCACGAGAUGAAGCCACGAUUGUCGUGGAGACACUCAAAGCCACUCUACUGGGAUCCAGAUUUGAGUGUUCUGGAGGGAACUCCGACAAGCAUGGUAUAGUUAUGAGGAGCGGGAUGACCCGUCCUGAAGUGAAGAAUAAGCAAACAGGCCAAUGGCCAGACAAUGACCAGUUGUCUGACGAAAGAUGGAGGAAGACGAGUCUUGAGGUGCCUCUGACACAGCUGUACAUCAACUCUGUUACAGUUCAGCUUCUGGCAGGCAUGGAGUCGUCUUGGCUAGCAGGCUCGCGCAGGGAAGGUGCUUGGCGCCCACACAAGAAAGGAGGGGAUCUUCCUAAAACUUCCCAAGGGUCACUCUCACGAGCUGUUGGAGAUUGCCACGAGGUGUUGUUGCAAAUGAGCAGUAUCCGUGUUAUCGCUGUUGUUUGCGAGGAUCAGAUGCCCGGAGCACCCAAUGACAAAGGCGUAGAAAUUGGAUUGCAUAUGCCAGGUUGCUGUCAAGGCAUGGCGGACAGCUCGGAGUUGCACUCCGAUGCUUAUGGCCGAUUGCGAGCGUGCAGAGACCCUGCGCUUUGGAUUGAAUUUCAGGGAGUCAGUGGCAUUCUCAGGCUGGAGAACAGUCCUGCAAGUGUUCAUAAACAAUGUGCGACAGCCCCCACAAGACUGGCUGAGGUGUCAAGAGUUAGUAACGAAUGUUUGCCAAUCGUCCUUGAUUGUCCAUUGAGCCGCUGUGGAUCGGAAGGUGCCUUGAAUAAGAUCUCGUGGAAUGCAGAUUUGAGAAUCUCUCUUGCAGAGACUGGUGUCGCAUGCUUUGAAGGAGAUGUAUCAGAUGAAUUGUAUGAAGGAGAGAGGGAACGGGUAAGAGAGGAGAGGAGAUGGGUCGAGAAGAGCGAUCUUCAUCAAUUGGGAGGGUCAGCGAUCAGCAUCCAGUCCGUACACUGGACUAUGACCCGUGACUGGCAAGAGAGUGAACAAUGCGAUGUUGGCUCUGCUGCAGAGAUGCCCUCGACUGGUGAUCAAGCUUACAAGCGUGUGGACCAGGAGACCCAGGAUGGGGCCAUCUUUAGGGUCCAUGAAAUCAAGGAUGCCGUGGAGCUGAUCGUUCCAGAACUCAUGGCCAGUUUCUCCAAGGAUCAAUAUUUGGUCCUCCUGCGCUUUGUCUUUUGCCUCUCAGCCCAGUUGAGGAGGUUGCCAAGCGAAUCCCGCCAGAUGAAUUGUCAGAGUAAAGGGAAUGAGCAUAAAGUCCCCAGUGCCUCAACAACAAGCCCAAUCAGGACGACGAGUGGAGAUAAGAGUGCUGCGCAUGGUUCCGAAUGUGCUAAUGAUGGAGUGGGGAUGCAUACGCCAACCAGUGAAAGCCAUCCUCUUCCGUCAGCGAGUAUGACAUUGACCAAGUGCAGAAGCCGACGGACAGCUAGAAUUCAGCUCUGUAAAUUGUCGGCGGAAAUGGAACUCUGGCGUGAAUCUCAAGGAACUGAUUCUGCAAGCUCAUCUUUGCUGUUGCUGGCUGCACAGGACUUGGUGAUGGAUGACGUCACAAGUUCUGGCUAUGGUAAAAUGAAAAGGAGGCGCGCGAGUCUUGAAUCAGCUGGAACAGUUCCCUCUGUCUCAGAGAUACUAGAACCGAUAGGUUGGAGAGGCAAACUGGCAGAUGACCUGUACAAACAUGCACAUGUUUUUGAAAUGUCACUUAGUCAUUUCGAAAUGAAUACCCGACGAACUUAUAAUCGUCGUCAGUGCAGUGCAUCUGCAGGAAGUGGAGGAGGACUACAAAAGAACGAAAGGAUGGGAAUGACUAUGCCGGAUGCGGGGGACGAGGGCUCAGACUUUGGUGUUGAUGAAGAUCUAAGUUGUGGCGACAGGGGGCAUAUUUGGGAUAGCUGCCGUUCGUACUCAGUUGUGUGUCCACUGGUGGUGGAUGGGAAUGCCUCUGCCUCUGGUAUACCUCAGAAAUCUCAAAUUCUUUCUUUGUCAUGGGAGUCUGGUAUUUGUGAGAUGGAUCAGGCGGAAGUGACAAUUGGACCGCUGGAUUACCAGGUCGAUCCCCAACUUCUGGAGGAGUUAAUCACUGUGGUAUGGGAACGGCGACGGUGUGGCUGUCCACUCUGUGGUGUUGACACCUUCCCAGUGUCGGUGAAUGCGCGUGUAAUCUGUGGUCCAUGCCGCAUUUGUACUGUCUCGUCUUUGGAGGGCUUAGGCUGUCGAAGAGGCGGAAACAGACGUGGGGAUGCAGAUGUUGUUGGAUUGUUUCUCACCGUUGAACAUUGUGUUGGGAUACUGCACAACACUUUGGCGUCUGACGUGCGGCGAUGGGCAGGUGUGCAUGCUUUGGCCGAGUCGGUGCCAGGUGAUACCCAGGUGAAAGGAGGAGCUGGGACAAUGGCUUUUCCCGAGCCUGCUACGGUGAUUGGGGCAUGCCAGAGUGACCGAGAUUGUGCGAACGUCAACGAUGGAAAGGUCUCAGAGGAAAACCAACUGAUUCCAACAAUUGUGCCAGGCUCAGCUCUCAAGGUUCAGAACUUUGAGUUCUCUGUUAUUGGCACUUCUGCUUCAGUUAUGGGUCCUGGCCUGAGCAUCCCAGCUUUGGUGAUUGACCAUGCUGAUCUUCAUGUCGGAGGCACAGUCUCCGGUAACCCUGUGCCAAUCACCAUCCACCUGGAUGUAGGGCAUCUGGGCAUCCAAGUCUGUCCGCUAACUGCUCAGUUGAUCACAAACGUGCUUCUUGCCCUGGGCAGCUCCUGGGGAAAGACAGCUUCGAUGAGGAUGGCCUGUGCUGGGCCAGUGAUGCCUACCGAUGAUCUGCGAUCAGGCAUUUUCAUGCGAGCAGAAGGUGGCCAGCAAAGGGCCGGAAAGGGGGAGGUUAUGUGGGCUGACACUCGUCAUUUGCCGCAGAAUCAUGUGCCUGGAGGAAAUCAUCUGCAUCUCAGUGGUCAGCAACAGCCCAUGGGUGGCGUUAGCCAACACGGCUGGAUCACCUGGAGGUACCCUUUUGAAAGACAUGUGGGACUUGUCACGAUAACUGGAAGCCUUCGGAAGGAGAUGAAAGUGGCGAGCAGUGAUGUUACGAGGGACGAGAGCCGGUCUCUCACAAUGAUUUACCUCCAGUUGUCUGCUUUUGACAGGACUCUGGGUAGAUUCGUGGAGGCAGCCCCUUUAGCGAUUGCCUGCAUUGAAGAUUGGCAGCGAAUUGUGAUCAGCACAUCAAGGCCGAUAAGCGCUGAAGAAUGGCUGCUGUCGUGGGCCAUUCAGGUGGACAGGAGGAUGCCAGGUAGUGAAAGGGGCGAUUGUGCGGAAACUGGACAAGGAUCAGGAUUCGUGACGGCCAUUGAGAUUCUGAAGAUGGUGGAGGUGAAUCCGACAACAGCCACAUACGAUCAAAAAGUGUGGGAUGGCACAGCAGUGGUCCCAUUCUUGAGGAUGGAUUUGAAGGCCCAGUAUAUGCAGGUGGCGUUCAUGGAAAGACCAGAGCAAGGAGAGGCGUUGGAAGUGAUUCAAAUCCAGGGUCAGGGAGUGAAGGUGGACUUUCUCAUGUGGUCACCGUUGGUCUGGAGAAUGCUUUAUACAGGGAUGAUGAAGGGAGAAUUCCUGCAUCGAGCCUGUGGUACUUAUGAAACCGCAGUGGAACCUUGUCACCUCUCAUCCGUUCUUGAGAUGCGGGUAAUAGAGACUUCUAUGGAAGUUGCAGAACCGGCUUCGAUCCCUCUUUCAAGCACAGGUGGCAGCCAAACAACAGUCCCCUGGACUGCUGAAGGCCAGGGCGUGGGCGACCAUAGCAGACCCAUGGAGAUUGGAAGCGAUGAGAUCUUGCCCACCAAGGAAGGGUUUCGAAUCCGAGUGAAUGUGGAUGGCGAGAUGUCCAUUCGGGUCCAGGAUGCUGCAAUAGUUGAGGUGCAGCGCAUGGUGGGACUCUGCUCGAGACAAAGAAACAAUGUCCAGAGCCCUGGCAACACGGCGAUCACCAGCAGUGGAUGGAAAGGGAAUGGCUCCCUUGGGUACACAGUGAAGAAUGAAUGUCCUGUGGACAUCGUCUUUGGUCAAGAUGGAACGAGAGAAGGUGUGUUGCUCAAGGCAGAAACAUCAUGCUCGUAUACAUGGGCUGUGCCUCCCUCAUUGCAUCCGAGUGGCCGAACGAGUCUUCGUAUACGCAUAGCUGAGCCCUUGUUCGAGAGUGGCAUUGCAGGGGGCAAAGAUAUUUGUCGGAGUGAGAGGAGAGAUGCAAACUCGAUGAACCAGAGCAGUUGGUCUCCUCCAUUUUCCAUUGACGACGAAGGUGUCGUGCAUAGGGGAAUGCCUUUAGGAACAGAAGGGGUUGUGGGGGUUGUUAUUGAGGUGCGUCGAGGGCCUAGGAUGAUGGUGUCUGUCGUUAUUAAACCGGGUCAGCGGAUCGUUAACCACACAGCAUCAACGCUCUUGGUUAAGCUUCGAGGAUUCUUGCCAACAGAGCACCCAAGGAAACUUGCAAGUGAACCGAAGUCAAUUCGGAAUGAAGGCAUAGGACCGACUGGCAAAAGGAAGGCUUUCACUGUCACCGGUCAGGGCUCGCCUGAAUCAUGUUUCAUGCAGCGGCCACUGUUUCAGAUGGAUGAGAGAGUGAUAGAAGUUCCUUCACAUUCUGAAGAAAGUGGAAGUAAGAAGAACUGCACAAGAGUUCUGUGCCUCAUUCCAGGGCCUUCACUACAAAGGUUGCAGGUAAAUGCUGGAGGUCAUGCAGUCCAGGGCAUUGCAGACAAAGGCUGCACGAAGCCACAGCUCAGUUUCUGCUUGGGUGGUGAUGGAAUGUGGUCAAAAUGGGUUGACCUGCCAGAGUUUACUGGGGUUUCACAAAUCUCAACGUUAUUGGUCUCGACGGAAAAGGUUGUAGAAUGGGACACCACAGUAGGCAAUGAGAGCGAUGAAGUCCCCGCUGGACCGAAUUUCCUCUGGUGCCAGAUGUCAUUUCUGAAUGCCCCGGUCAAUAAGGAAUUGACGGUCAUGGUGUGGCCUCCAUUCUUGAUCCACAAUGCCCUGUACCAAGAUCUGGAAGCUAGAACGGGUUCGCAGGGAGGGCAGCAGAGCAGUAUCAGAGCUGUGCGACAUGGUCGGAAAGUGCCUCUUGCCGUUACUGCAUCUGGCGUACAGUAUUUGUCUGUCCGGAUCAUGCAUGAAAGCGGGGAAAGGUCAAGUGGCAUAAGUGCACUGGACACUGAUUUGGGAUCUCUGAAUUCCCCCAAUUAUAGGAACACGUCGAAGAUGAGAAGCCCAUUCUUGUAUGGUGUACAAGAUCAGCACGUCACUGAGAGGGGACGGGCUACCGCAGGUUUGUGGUCAUUAAGCCUUCGUUUACUUGUGUGGAAGCAGAAGGCAGGGCAGAAGCAGAAGAAGGGGGCUGAUCAAGUAAUGCUGUUGGUCCCCGGCUUGGGUGACCACAAGAUGCUGUCCCUGACAAUGGGAGGUCGUAAUCAUCAAAAAGUCCCUGUAAUCUUGACGGCAAGAUUGCUCCAGAAGGGUAUUCCAUGUGUUGUCCUGUCCUUCCUUCCCCAAGCGGUCAUUCACAAUCAUUUGCCAGUUCCUAUUCGGAUCACGACUGAUGCCAACAUCUCACUUGGCUUAGCUACAGAGGUGGAUCCUGCCAGCAAAGCAUUGUUCAACUGGCGGGAAACAGAGGAUGAGCGCCAUGGUUCAAGGACUUGCAUGGCAAAGAUAGCACUGGUGUUUUCUGCCCAACGGAAGUCACCGCUUUACAGUGCUCCAGAGGAUGGCUGGCCAAUUUCUGGGGCCACAGCACGGCCUACUUUGGGCGAAGAAGAGAGGCAGCAACCUCUUGCAUCUGUGUGGUGGCUGUCUCCAGUGAACCUCGAAGCAAAGAACUUAACGUGUGCUUCCACAAUCGUGGCUAAUCAGGAGUAUCGCGUAGUUGUGCGGACAACGUUCGAGAGUUUUGGAGAUUAUGCUACUAGCGAUGCGGAGACCCUCCGAUGCUGCCACGUGGCAGUCUACCCGUGGGCAGUGGUAUCCAACAUGUCAAAAAGAGACCUUUAUGUUGGUGUGGGACAUCUGGUUGGUUUAUGUGAGCCAGGGAGCAGCCUUCGAUCUUCCGUCUUCUUGUCUCGAGCGGGAGCACAUAUGAUCCCUGUGAUGACACUUGGUUGUGGCAAUCAGCUGCCUGAGGAAGGGAGCGAUGAAUGGCAGGGGCUUGAGAACAACCCGAGAGGGCUUGCAGCAUGUGGAUCAGAAUUGUUCAGACUUGCGAUUCCAGGGGGCACCCAUGCAAUGUCACCAGCUGCAGCUCCAGUCUCCUCCAAAGAUGAGGAGAUCCCUCUUGUCCGACAUCAUGUCGAUGAGGACAGCGCCAUAACACUGAACAAAGGAGAUGGGAGAGGUAGGACGGUCACAAUGAUGGGUCCAUGGUCUGCUCCAUUUGUCGCUUCAAGCCAGAUAUGUCGGCAGAGAGUCCUGCUUACAGCGCCCGAUGGGGAAGGUGCUGGGCAUGAUGUUAUGCUGACGUGCACUGCAGUUUAUGCUGAUGCGCAGGUGCAUCUUAUCAUGUAUGAAGAUCCUUUCCCUCUGGUCACUGUCACAAAUGGUCUGGAUCUCCCUGUCGAAGUGUGCUGUUCCGAGACACGCAAAGUGCAGCCAGAUCGGGCCGUAAUUGUGCGACCACGAUCGAGCGUGGACUGUGAUUGGGAAAUUGGAGAGAGCAGCACAGAUCGGGCAGAAGACAACCCCAUGUGUGGUCACAGUAGACGCAGCCAGAGAGGAGAAUGGGAAGAAGUGGAGGAUGGAGAAGGGAACGAGGCAUGGAAGGUGUGCCGGGACGAUAGAGUCACUUUUGAGGAGGAGUUGGAUGAGGAGAUGUGGCUGCACAUGAAGAAGGGGCCAAAACGGGGGUCCAUUUUUUUUCGUGUUCAUGGUGAAGAAUGGCUUCCGCCAAUCGAGUUGAGUGAAGCCAUGGUGCGGAGACAUAGGAUCCUUGUUGGAAAACACCAAGAGUGUUUCUUGCUGGUGGAAGUGUCAAGGGCAGGACCGACAUACUCAGUUGAAAUACGACAACAGCGGGAGAGUGAGGAGAACUGUGCAUCAAGCAGCAGAAGAGGAAACAUACUUGUUGACUCAUCCGAUGCAGGAAGAAAUAGGUGGGUGGAGGGAAGGAAAACUGAACCUGCAGCAAAGAAAACACCUGUGGAUAAUGUACAUGUGGAUGUGUACAUUGAAGCCCUGAGGAUCCGCAUGUGUGACGAUGAGCGGUCCAUUUUCCGGGGGUGGGAGAUGGAAUAUGCACAGGUUAGGAAAGGAAGAAUGACUGACACUGAAGGAGGGGGGAGUGGAGGGGAUAGUUCUACUGAGAUUGCAGUGAUGAGUGUCGACGGUGUGCAUGUGUCGAUUACAAGGCAGAUGGUCGGCGGUGCUGUACAGAUGCAGGCUCUGACCAGUGGAGCUUUGUACCAUCCGCUGUUCACGGUUGUGUCGCUGAACGCUUCUGCGCAAACCAUCCAACUUGACAGCUUCUUGCCUAACUCAGAGAUGCCAGUUGUUCUGACAACUGAGUUCAUGCCAACCAAGCGGCCAGUGAAGGUGGACACAGGUACUGUGGAACCUCCAGGCUUCUAUCUUGCCUUUGAGGCUUGUGGACCACCUCAGCCAAGUGGGGAGGGUGGUUUUGAUGCCCAACGAUUGCAAUGGUGGAUUCACCAUAUCCGUUUGUCUCUGAAGCCCUUGAUGCUGAAUGUUGAUGAUGAACUGAUUGCUCUGAUCGAACGGCUGCAGAGGCACUACUCGGAUCGCUCAGUUCAGAGAUUGACAAGAACGGGAGUCGAGGGGUCACAUCCAGUUGGUGACGGGAAUGCUAAUGAAGGCGGUAACAUUUGUGUGGCCAGUGAUCGUGAGGAGGCAGAUGAUGCCGAGGCCCAGCAUUAUGCCAAACAUGGUUGGGAGAAGGGGGAGGAAAUGAUAAGAAAGGAUGGAUCUCCAGACAUGUCUGCUGCUCCCGAACGAUAUCAGGACUUCACGUUCGUGGAACCCCGACUGUUCAUUGGUGAGGUUCGGAUCGAGGAGGUGUCCUUGCUGGUAACGUUACGGAUAUCGAGGCCAGUGGUACUUGGAACGCACCGCUCUCCUGUCAUUCUCUCCCGUUUGCACAUUGUGGAUGUGCUCCAUCCUCCAGCAGUGAUUUUCCGAUCUGUGCUUGCUCGUUAUGUAUUGGAAAUUCUUUACAACAUGCCGAGCGUGCUUGGCUCCCUCGAACUGUUAUUCAAUCCAACUGGGCUUGUGAAGAGCAUCCAUGCAGGCUUGAGGGACCUUGUCAGAAUGCCACUUCAAGAGGGAAGGGCAGGUUUGCCUGGCUUCUUGUAUGGGCUGGGUAGGGGGGGAGUGUCACUGGUCUCUCACAUGUCUCUGUGGUCAUUGACAUCAAUAGCAGGAUUCUCAUCUGCUUUGUCUCUGAUACUUGACCGUGCCUGCUACGAUGAUGGCAUGAAGCUGGAUAGAAGUUUGAUAGCUGCAGCGGUCGGCAGAGGUAAAGGAAAAGGAGCACCUCAUCGGCAUCUGUCACAUCGAAGACUGGUGGGCCUCGGGAUCGCAACUGGUCUAGCCGGCCUUGGCCAAGGUAUUGCUCGAGGUGUUUCUGGCGUGGUUACGGCACCUUUGAAAGGUGCAGCUCGCGGAGGUGGUUCUGGCCUGAUUUUGGGAGUUGGCAAGGGUUUACUGGGUGCCAUUGCUGGUCCCGUGAGUGGUGCCUUGCAGCUUGUUGCACAGACAUCGAAUGGGAUAAUUGGAGCAAGAGGGAUGCCUAUGCCCUGGUCAGCUCGGAGACAGCAGGCCUUGGUGGAAAGUGAAGACGACAGUGCAGGUGAUGACAGUGCCAUGGGUGCAAGUUCAGGACGGUGGCGGUCUGUGAGGGAGGAGUGGAGUGGCAUUCGUGCGCGGUACCUGAGUCGCAGUAGUCGUUGGCGGCUGGCCAGAAUAGUCCUGGGUAAUGACUCUGAAAGGUACCACAGCGAUGUGGAAGUUUUCUCGGCCGUGGUAACGGGUGGGACGCGACUGAGUCCUCGACACCUGGCAAGGCCAUUGCUUGUCCUUACAAGUACUGCUCUCUAUGCCCUGGAAUGCAGAGGAUGUGCAGUGGUCGCACAACUGCCACUGACUGGUCUGGAGGUCGAUGAGGAUCCGGUUGAGAUGGUACUGACAAUUGCAGCAGGGGAGGAGGGGCAGUCGAGAGGAACUGUUGUGCAAGCUGAUCGGAUUUUUAGCGGUAAUGGGGAGGAAGAAGAAGACGAGGGAGAUGAUGAAAGGGAAGGAGAAAAGUUUUCCAGUCAGCAAUGGCCAGUACAGCUGUAUGUUACGUUGGAUCGGUUUGCGUGGACAGCUUGGCUGCCGGGAUUAAGAAGAUUGGUGACCGCCUGUCGUCGGAGUUGAUGUGACUUUAAACACCGCUUUCAAAACCCAGACGCAAAAGAGUCGUGGCCUUUGUCGUUGCAGCCUGUGCUGCUGUUUGGGAGAAGAAAAAGACUGUCAGCUUGGCCUCUGCCUAACAUCUUCCUGGAAUGAAAAAUCACUUGCAAGCCUCGCGACUUGACGCCAUUGCAGUCCACGCCUGUGCAUGUUGAGUGGUAAGUAAGGUGUUUGCGAUUUUAACCCUGUAGAAUGUAAUGAAGUCAAGGGGAGUGAUGGCUCACACCUUUGAACUUUGAAGUCAGUCGUUAAUUGGCGUCGAGGGUAACAGAGUUUAUCACAUUCUGUUGGGCUGUUGGGUUGAUCUUGCACCAUUCCUCGGGCUUUACGUGAAUAAUUUGGAAAGGACGGGGGGGGGGGGGGGGGGUUCUUUACGAUGUGUGCCACAGGCGAACGGUCGGCGGAGGUUGCUGUGACUCUAUAUGAGAACAGCUGUGCCAGAGGCUUGUGGCGACUCUGUACUAGAACGGCUGUGCCAGAGGCCUGUGGUGACUCUGUACGUGGACAGCCUUGCCAGGUAUGACGGAAAAGGCUAGCUUGGAAACCCACCUCCAUAGAGGAUUGUGGAUGCGGUGAGAAUCUUCGUAGGGCGGCUUUGCUGUUCAAGAAGAUUCUGGUCUGUGGUCUCGGAUGCACACUAGCUGCACUAAAACCAGUCAAGAAGAUUCUGGUUUGUGGCCUCGGAUGCACGCUAGCUGCACUAAAACCAGCAGUCCCUUUCCUCAGCUGUUUUGUUACGACAUGCUGGUUAACCCGCAGCAUAGUUAUCUGCACCCUUGUAGGGAAGGACAAAAAAAAAAAAAAAAAAAAAACGCUGCUUAGUGAGGGGUCGGGCUACUGGACAGAAAAGGCUGGCUGCGCUACGCAAAAAACAAAAUAUUUUGUCCCCAUGGGCCCAUGGUCUAGGGCCGCUUUGACUGGGUGAAACCGUGAAAGCACCAAUAGCUUGGUUUAUGGACUGCGUUUGCGCCUUUAUAAUGGUGUUCUUUUGUAGCCCGUAUAUUAAUUACAAUAAUUGCAGAAUUGAGUUAGUAAGUAGUCAAGGUGGUGGUUUCUUAUCGUAGGGGAUAUAGCGAAGGCGGGGCCAUCUUCCUUCUUUCUUUGAAAAGGGGAACCAUUGUUUCCGUCAGGAUUCGAACCUUCAAUUUGUUCGGUCAAGAGUUUGCUGGCCUGUACCGAACAGCCACAGGAAGGUGUGCAGAGGAUUGAAUGCCCCCAUCCACACCCCCACAGCCCAUUAAAGAGCUGAGGAUCUUCCAGGCCUCAUUUCAUGAAUAUUGUUGCCCCACAUA
This is a messenger RNA of Chara braunii, 11557 nucleotides long. Lineage: Eukaryota; Viridiplantae; Streptophyta; Charophyceae; Charales; Characeae. The record is from the annotation of a GenBank genome assembly.